AUGGCAGAAGCAGAUCUUAACAUGGUCUCAGAACCUGCUGCCCAGGGGGUCGCUGAAGAGGUGAAGGCUUGCUUGGCUAGUGAUUCUGGGGAAGAAUCUGACAGCAGUAGCUCUAGUGGCAGCACUGGUAGCAGCAGCAGCGGCAGCAGCAGCAGCGGCGGCAGCAGCAGCAGCGGCAGCAGCAGCAGCGGCAGCAGCAGCAGCAGCAGCGGCAGCAGCACCAGCGGCAGCAGUAGUCUCAGCCUUUUACAAGGAAAGAGGAGGGUGCCAGAGCCUUCUAGAAGGGCGCGGUGGGCUCCAUCGGGUAACAGUUUUGUGGAUCAGCUGCCACAGGCGGUUCGAAAUCGUGUGCAGGCGCUCAGAAACAUUCAAGAUGAAUGUGACAAGGUAGACGCCCUAUUCUUAAAGGCAAUUCAUGGUCUUGAAAGAAAAUAUGCCGAUCUCAAUAAGCCUCUAUACGAUCGGCGAUCUCAAAUCAUAAAUGCAGAAUAUGAGCCCACAAUAGAAGAAUGCGAAUGGAAUUCAGAUGAUGAGGUGUUCAGCAGUGAUGAAGAGGUGCAGGAUGACAGCCCUAGUGAAAUGCCUGCCUUAGAGGGUGAGGAAGAAGAGGGUCCUAAAGAAAAACUCAAAGUAAAGGCUGAAGAUACGGAGGUUCCUAAAGAAGUUCCUGAGGCAAAGUCUGAAGAAAAAGCCCAGUCCAAAGAUCUGGAGGCAAAGACUGAAGUCAAUGAAGAUCCUAAAGAAGUCCCCCAGGCAAAGGCAGAAGAGAAAGAACAGUCUAAAGCAGCUGAGGGUAAGGAAAGGGCCGCAAUAAAAGAAGCUCCUAAAAGAGUUCAUGAGGUCAGGCCUAAAGAAAGAGUGAAUCUGAAAAGAGCUCGCAAGGGAAAGCCUAAGAAAGAAGAUCCUAAAGGCAUCCCCAACUAUUGGCUGACUGUUUUAAAGAAUGUUGACAAGCUCCGGCCCUUGAUUCAGAAGUAUGAUGAGCCCAUACUGAAGUUCUUGUCAGAUAUUAGCUUGAAGUUCUCAAAACGUGGCCAGCCUAUAAGUUACACAUUUAAUUUUUAUUUUCUGCCCAAUCCAUACUUCAGAAAUGAGGUGCUGACCAAGACCUAUAUAAUAAAAUCAAAGCCAGAUUACAAUGAUCCCUUCUUCACUUGGGGAUGGGAAAUCUAUGACUGCAAAGGUUGUAAGAUAGAUUGGAGAAGAGGAAAAGAUGUUACCUUGACAACCACCUACAGUCGCACAACUGCCACUGGAGAAAUUGAGUACAAGCCAAGAGUUGUUCCCAAUUCAUCAUUCUUCAAUUUCUUCAGCCCUCCUGAGAUUCCGAAGGUUGGAAAGCGGGAGCCUAGACAAGAUGCUAUCCUUGAUGAAGACUUUGAAAUUGGGCAAAUUUUACAUGAUAAUGUCAUUCUGAAAUCAAUCUAUUACUUUACAGGAGAAGUCAAGCGUAUCUAUUACAAUAAUAAAGAUUAUGGAAACAGGAAAUACCGAAAAUAA
Messenger RNA from Pipistrellus nathusii (Nathusius's pipistrelle), 1500 nucleotides. Lineage: Eukaryota; Metazoa; Chordata; Mammalia; Chiroptera; Vespertilionidae. The record is from the annotation of a GenBank genome assembly.